ACGAUUCAGAAGCAUCAAACCUGCUUCUUCCCGCAUUGCUUCACUUGAUUCUAUUGAGACAUUGUGGGUUGACAUUUCCCUUCUUUCAUUUAUCAAAAGAAUUGUCGAAUCGAAAGAAAGAAAGAAAGAAAGGAGGAAAAAUCGUGUGCUGAAUUUACUUUCAGAAACUUUAUAUUUUGUGGAUUUUAAUAAUCCAAGAACAGAAAACUUAAAAAAAAAAAUGAAUGUGUUACCUCAGACCGGUUAUCCUUUCCCCCCGGGAUUUUGGCCAUUCGCAACUUGUGCCGGGAUGAAGACAAUGGAUUUACCCAUCCACCCGGCUUUCAUCCACACGCCGUAUCCUACCUACCCAAUCCAUUCAUCCGCCACUAUUCCACACAUGAUCCACCCGGGGAUUAGAUCCAAGGCCGAUUCCUUUACGAUAGAUGCAAUUUUGAACAGAGACAAAUCCGACAGUGUGUCCAGAAAAUUAAAAUCUCCGAGUUAUCUUGACAGCGAGUGUGGCAAGGACUUGGACAUUCAUUCAAGACGCCAUCAAAGACUUUUUGCGAAUUCGCAUCCCUAUCUGUCUCCCUCUGAAAAAUCCAACAGCGACCGCUCAUCUGUAAAAAGUCCUGAAAUAUAUGAUGAUGAUCAAAAGGAAGAUAAAAAAUUGGACACAAAACAAGGUUGGAAACAGGGUAAAGGGAAGCGUGUGAGGACAAUUUUCACCCCCGAACAACUGGAAAGAUUGGAGGCUGAAUUUGAGAAACAACAAUAUAUGGUUGGAACUGAAAGGUAUUAUUUAGCAUGCUCCUUGAAUUUAACGGAAGCCCAAGUCAAAGUAUGGUUCCAAAACAGAAGAAUAAAAUGGAGGAAACAGACCUUGGAACAACAACAAGCAAAACUUGCGCGAUUUGAUUUGUUUAAGGAUUCUGUAGAAUCUGAAUCCGCCUACAGUGAUUCUGACGAUGACAAUUCUAACAAAGGGAGUAGUUUUCCCACGUCUCCGGAUCAGCGAUGCGUGACGGCAGAAGUUCCAUCAACUGCUUACACUCCCCCGUACUAAGAUAUCUGCUGUCGUUUCUGUAGUGUUUUUUAAAAACAUGAAAUAAUUUAUUUUAUCAGUAUUAUGCGAAAACGGUCCUAAAGUGAGCGAUUUCAUGUAAACAAAUGACUUAGUGGAGUAACAGUGUGAAAAUUGGGUGUGUGUGUGUGUGUCAGUGUUUGGGUGUGAACGUGGGUGUUUGUAUUGUUGCUUUCUUUUCAAAUUCAGCUUUAGUGCUUUCAGAGCUAGUUCAUGUAUCUUACAAACAGUCCAACAUAGUUUGAAUUGUAUAUACAUAAUGAAGGCUUGAAUUUUGUAAAUAGAUCUUAUUUAUUUUU
This is a messenger RNA of Magallana angulata, 1365 nucleotides long. Its product is annotated as homeobox protein not2-like. Gene Ontology annotation, biological process: neuron differentiation; central nervous system development; regulation of DNA-templated transcription. The record is from RefSeq and is a predicted model, not a curated record. Bases 221 to 1048 code for a protein of 275 amino acids. Lineage: Eukaryota; Metazoa; Mollusca; Bivalvia; Ostreida; Ostreidae. Gene Ontology annotation, molecular function: DNA binding; DNA-binding transcription factor activity, RNA polymerase II-specific. The transcript is spliced from 3 exons.